Caenorhabditis sp. 36 PRJEB53466 is the source of this 480-nucleotide messenger RNA. Lineage: Eukaryota; Metazoa; Nematoda; Chromadorea; Rhabditida; Rhabditidae. The record is from the annotation of a GenBank genome assembly.
AUGCACUCCGCUUCCCUCAUCGCUCUUCUCGCUCUCGUCGCCGGAGCUUCUGCUCAAUGCUUCGGAGGAGGUUGUGGAGGACCGAUCUUUCUUCCACCACCGCCAUGCAAUGGAGGAGGAUGCGGAUGCAACGGAGGAGGAUGCGGAUGCAACAAUGGAUGCUGUGGAAACAACUGCCCACCGCAGGUGACUGUCGUGCAAGUGCCGAACAACAACGGAUGCUCGUGCAACCCGUGCUUCGGAUCCGGCUGCGCUCCGAUGUGCAACAGCUGCCCACCACCACCAAUCUUCCUCGGAUCUUCCUCUUGCUGCAACAACAACAGUCAGUUCCUCUCCACUCUCUCCUCAUUCCCAUCCUUCCCUUUUCCAGACUUCUCCUGCUGCGGAUUCCGUCAUCGCCGUCAUCUGACCGCCGCCGCCGCCGCUGCUUCGAACGAGACCACCGAGGAGGCUACGACUGCUGCCCCAGCCCAGGAAUAG